Eimeria mitis is the source of this 471-nucleotide messenger RNA. RefSeq names its product 40S ribosomal protein S19, putative. Gene Ontology annotation, molecular function: RNA binding; structural constituent of ribosome. The record is from RefSeq and is a predicted model, not a curated record. NCBI's taxonomy places the organism in Eukaryota, Apicomplexa, Conoidasida, Eucoccidiorida, Eimeriidae. Gene Ontology annotation, biological process: translation; ribosomal small subunit assembly. Bases 1 to 471 code for a protein of 156 amino acids. The transcript has 4 exons. Gene Ontology annotation, cellular component: ribosome; cytosolic small ribosomal subunit.
AUGGACGCAUUUCUUGAGGAAUACGGGCUUGGUCCCGCCCCCGUGUAUACGGUUAAGGACGUCGUGGCGCAGACCUUCAUCCAGGCCUACGCAAACCAUCUGAAGAAGAGAGGGAAGUUCCAGGUCCCCAUGUGGGCGGAUUUGGUAAAGACAGGAUAUGGCAAGAGCCUGGCCCCUCAGGACCCAGACUGGAUCUUCAAGCGUGCGGCGGCGAUUUUGCGUCACCUCUAUCUCCGCCCAAGCUGCGGCGUGGGGGCUUUCAGGAAGUUCUUCUCCUGCAAGACCGGCAAAAAGUGCAUUCCAGGACACACUAGCAAGGCUAGUGGGAAGAUCAUCCGUUAUAUUCUUCAGCAGUUUGAGGCUAUGGGGCUUGUGGAGUCUCGCCCGGACAAUGGCAGACGGUUGACUAAGCUUGGUCAGAAGGAGCUGGACGUCAUCGCUCGCCAGUGCGUUGCCUCGCCUACAGCGUGA